Molecule: messenger RNA, 13728 nt
Organism: Acipenser ruthenus (sterlet)
Lineage: Eukaryota; Metazoa; Chordata; Actinopteri; Acipenseriformes; Acipenseridae
Product: diacylglycerol kinase theta-like
Exons: 23
Coding region: 1462-4260 (932 amino acids)
Biological process (GO): diacylglycerol metabolic process; lipid phosphorylation; intracellular signal transduction
Molecular function (GO): ATP-dependent diacylglycerol kinase activity
Source: RefSeq, a predicted model, not a curated record
UUAAAAAAAAGGGUUAACACAGAAGCAGCAGGAAUGUGAGUGGGAGAUCUGAGUUCAAACGCUGCGUGACUUGAAAAUUGCGGGGGUGUUAUUUAAUAACUGGAAAGUCCGCCACUGUGUUUAUUUAUUUUUUACAUAUUGGGGUGAAAAUCUCAGCAAGGGAACAGUAACGUCAAACGGGAAUCCGCAGUCAAGAGCGAUCAGGAGUCAAAAAAAGAGAAACCGACCGUCAAGACCUCGCCACUGCAGCAGACAGCUAAACAGAAUUGCAGGCGGAAGUUGAGUGUUUGGUUUUCCAGUCUGCUAGAAGAAACACAUUACCUAACAGGCCGACAGAAUCUCAAAUUCUUCUUUCAUUGUUGAAAAUAAUAAUAAUAAUAAUAAUAAUAAUAAUAAUAAUAAUAAUAAUAAUAAUACAAUAUCAAAGACCCUGUCUCUGGAAAACAAACGCAGUUGCAAAUUGCCUGGAUGGGAAAAUCGAAUUCAUUUGUUUGGAAGAUUAUCCAUAGACUUUCCCGGUUGUCUCUUUUUCGUUUUGGAUCAUAGAAGUUGGGCCAGUUUGUUUCAUCCUGGCUUCAUCGAAUUUGCUUCAUUACUUUAUCGCACGGGGUUUCUCUGAACAGCUUUUCUACUCGACUACGCAGUGAACAGACUGGUCUGAUUCGAUCUGCUUCCUACAAGUACUCCGAUCUAGGUUAAUUCUACCUCGGGUCUUAAGAGCAUUGCUAUGUUGUGUUUUUACAGUUUCGAAUUUACAGUUUUGUGACAAUUAAAUCACACGCUUAUAGAGAGAAAACCAAGAGCCGUCGUAUUUUGUCAGUGAACCUUAUGCGUGUUAUUUUGGUACACUUCUUUAUUUUGAAUGUGUUUUCGGCGUCUCCAAUUCAAUACGUAGGUGUCAACCCUGCAUAAUAACGUUACAAAAACGGAAUUGUACAUCAUUUUGGCUUCAAGUCUUUGAAAAACGCGGUCUUGAUAAGGAGGGUCGAAUAAGCUGCUUUCUCUACUGUACGUGGGUUGUGCAUUUUAUCAAAUUAAGUAUUUUAAAUGAUUAUUUUCGGUGUAUCUUCACUAGAAUUGUUUUUUUUUCUUAUCAGUUAAACGGUAGUGUUUUUUUUGUUUGUUUUAAUAUUGAUUUAACCAUUUAAACAAAAAAUAUGGGGUUGGAUAUAUGCUCUAGGCAUACAAAUAACAACUACCUGGUAAUAGUAUUUGUAACGUAUAUUUUUUUCUUACACUGACAGCUGUUAAAGGGCCAUUGUUAUAGGUUGCAUUACGUUGACAUGAUUUAGAGUUAUUUACGCAUUUAUAUUAUUAGCCCUUGUCCUCUCACUGUACACUACUUGUCGCCAUGGCAUGAACAGAAGAAGCUUUUAACAUUGCUAAGUGGUAGUGUAAACUAUCCCCAGCAUUUUACAAUUAAAGCACAUAAGUUUAUCGGCGCAGAAAGAAUUAAUAAUUAUGGCAGAUCGCAGUCGGAUCCGGUAUGGCAACAGUGCAGACAGUCCAACUGCAAGCCCCGGGUCUGGGCGGAAGCAUCAAACCCCGAGUUCCAGAACCAAGUAUCAAAUCAGCGCCCCAGGACACAAUUUUAGGAAAGUGACUUUAACCAAACCAACGUACUGUCACCACUGCACCGAUUUCAUCUGGGGACUGGCUGGGUUUCUGUGUGAAGUGUGUAACUUCAUGUCCCACGAGAGGUGCCUGAAGCAUGUGAAGACUGUGUGCUCUUGUAUGGCUUCGACUUUAGUGCGGGUCCCAGUUUCCCAUUGUUUCAGUCCUCUUGGCCAUAAGAAGAAAUUCUGUUCAGUUUGUAGAAAGCAACUGGAGGAGAGCUCCGCCUUGCGUUGUGAAGUGUGUGAGUUGCAUGUCCAUGUCGACUGCUCUCCUUUUAGCUGUAGUGACUGUCGACAGUGUCACCAUGAUGGCCACCAAGAUCAUGACAUCUGUCACCACCACUGGAGGGAGGGCAAUCUCUCCUCUAGUGCGCGCUGUGAAGUGUGCAAGAGGACCUGUGGCUCCUCUGAAGUGCUGUCUGGGAUGAGGUGUGAAUGGUGCGGAAUCACAGCACAUGCAACCUGUUAUAUCAUUCUUCUUCCAGAAUGUAAGUUUGGAAGACUGAAGAAAAUGAUUCUUCCCCCAAACUGUGUGCGGGUCACCGCACAAAACUUCAGCAAAAUGCUCUGUUUCCGGAUCUCUGAAAGCUCUCAAAAAGAACCAGAUGACCGUGAUUAUGUUGAUUGCUCAGUUACAGGGAACUUGAAAGAAACACAAUCCACCUCCUCACCAGAAUCAAGCAAACAGACCCUAAAGAUAUUUGAUGGCAAUGAUGCAGUGAAGCGCAACCAGUUUCGCACCAUAUCAGUUCCACGGAUAGUGAAAAACGAACAAGUUGUGGAAGCAGCGCUGAGAAUUUACUACAUUCCAAAUGAGCCUCAAGACUAUGAGCUCCAGGUAUACUGCCAACAGGUCCUGGUUAACGAGGAUAUCACCAACUGCAAUGGGGCCACGGAAAACCCCAAGUCGCAGUCCGUGUUUAAGGAGUCUGUGCCUGAGGCCUGGGUGCUCCGAGCCAAGCCAAAGGAGAGCGAAGUCCUCAAUAUAUAUGCUGGAUGGUUAAAACUGGGAGUGGCAUACAUCACUAUCUUGAUCACCAAGAAAAGCACUGUCGAGUCUGUCAUUAAAGAAGUUCUUCAGCAGCUAGGAAAAUCGGAUGAAGACCCAGAGGGUUUAAGAAUUGUGGAAGUGCACAUGGGGAGCACUCAAGUUCAACGUCAAGUGCUGACAAACCAGGAACUUUUACUGGAGAAACUUCAGGACAUCAGAAAGAACUCUAUUCGACAAAUGAACCAGACCCGGUUCUACAUUGUGGAGAACAGGAACUCCGUGGUGCAGGUGAACCUGUUGGUGAGCGGACUACCAGUACAGCUGAGUGAAAAAGAAUACACUGAACUUCUUCAAGAACACCUCGCCAUUAAAAUUCAUCUAGUUUCUGUCAGUCAUGUUUACACAUGGCAAGGGGCUGUGGUACUGGAAAUAUCUUGCUUUUCUGAAGCCGAAAGAAUAUAUAUGCUAGCAAAAGAUACUAUAAUCAACGGCAAACAGAUAUCUGCAGUUAUCAUUCCUGAAAUAAUGCAUAAGAAGCUGCCACAGGAAUGCUGUCCUGUUCUUCUGUUUGUAAAUCCCAAGAGUGGAGGACUGAAAGGGAGAGAUCUCCUUUACAGUUUCCGGAAACUUCUAAAUCCUCACCAAGUCUUUGAACUGACCAGUGCAGGGCCCCUACCAGGUCUGCAUACUUUCCGUCAGGUGCCGCAUUUCCGGAUCCUGGUGUGUGGAGGUGAUGGCACAGUUGGCUGGGUCCUGGGUGUACUGGAAGAGAUCCGACACAAACUAGCCUGUUCAGAACCAGCCAUUGGGAUAGUGCCUCUCGGAACAGUUUUUUUUCUCACAAUGUGUUCAGGUAAUGACUUGGCCAGGGUGCUGCGCUGGGGUGCAGGCUACAGUGGAGAGGACCCCCACUCUGUGCUCAUGUCCUUUAAUGAAGCAGAAGAGGUGCUGAUGGACCGCUGGACUAUCUUGCUGGACGCCCAAGAGGUUGUUGAUGAAGACAAGGAGAAUGGCAUCACAGAGCCAGAGCCACCAAAGAUCGUACACAUGAACAAUUACUGUGGACUGGGAAUUGAUGCAGAGCUGAGUCUUGGUUUUCACCAUGCCAGGGAGGAGGAGCCUGGCAAAUUUAACAGCAGGUUUCACAACAAAGGGGUGUAUGUUAAAGUGGGGCUGCAGAAGAUCAGCCACACCAGAAAUCUGCACAAACACCUGCAGCUGCAGGUGGACCAGCAUGAGGUGGAGCUGCCCAGUAUUGAAGGGCUCAUCUUCCUCAACAUUCCCAGCUGGGGAUCUGGAGCUGACCUGUGGGGGUCCGACAGCGACGCCCGAUACUGGAAGCCAGGGCUUGAUGACGGCUUACUGGAGGUGGUGGGAGUCACUGGUGUGGUGCACAUGGGCCAAGUCCAGGGUGGUUUACGGUCUGGAAUCCGGAUUGCUCAGGGGGCCUACGUGCGUGUCACAAUUACAAAGCCUAUUCCUGUCCAGGUUGAUGGAGAGCCUUGGAUUCAACCACCGGGGGAAAUUAUAAUCUCUGCAGCAGGACCUAAGGUUCACAUGCUAAGGAAGUCCAAAGUGAAGCAGAAGAAGCAGUCAGGGAGUUUGAAUGAAUCGAGAACGGACAGCCUAACACUUUCCGAAGGAGUAAAAUGAAAACUUGCAGAGUCUCUCAACUGAUUGUUAUUACUGACUGUGGAGAGUGCAGCAGAAGGACAGGUGACUUCUAAGCUCAAAUGGAUUACUGUAGGUCAUUCCAACCAUCUCUCAUUAUUUUAUAAAUCUUUAUUUUAUUGGUCAUCCCUUCAAUACAAAAUACCAGUAUUGUCCAGUGAGACAAGUUUUCUAGGUAUGGCUUACAAUUGUCAACUUCUGUAACGACCAUCAAUAAAUCCAGGUGUACAAAUUACUCAGUACCUAUCUAAUCAGGGUUUUCAGUCAAUUGAAAAAAAACAGGAGGUUAAAUGAUUGAUUAAAAACCCAGUUCCAGUAAAGUGUUUGCAGUAAAAACACACUGGACAAUUCAUAAGGAAGCACAGUGCAAAAAAGUUUUUUAUUUGAACUACACAUGCUGUACUGUAUAGUGCCUCAUACCAGAGCACAACACCUUCACAUUACUGUAGGUACUGCCUUAUUUCAUUUUCUCUUUGCUACAUUUGAAAUCAAUCUCCAGAACAGAUGUGGCUUCUACCUAACAGUUUGCAGCUUUACAAAUGGUGUUUUCAAACAUAACAAAAAAAUGUAGGGCCUUUGGAACAGAUCAUUUCCCAAUUUUAGAGGUCUGUUUGCUGUGAUUUUGUUGUAAAUGUACAAAUCAGCUGAGGACAAUUCAGUUUAUCCAGAGAUUAUAUUUAGGGCAUUUGCAUUGUACUUGUGCUCUUAAAAUAUAGAUUCCAUGUAUGCAGCCCACUUUGGGGACCAAGAAAAUUGAUCAAUUUAAAUAAGCAGACAUGUAUUGUUUUUUUAAAUUGUAUUUUUAUAUGUGUGUGUGUGUAUGUGUGUAUAUAUAUAUAUAUAUAUACACACACACACACACACACACACACAGUCAACCUCGGUUAACUCGACACCCCACAGGGAUGCCAUUUAGUGUUGACUUACUCGAGGUCUUAAGUUAACCACGGGUGCACAUGAGCCAUGGUAUUAACAUGCAUGUAAGUAACAGAACUCACACGUUCACAGUAUUUACAAGUUUAUUUUUAGUUAAAUGUCCUUAUGGAAACGGUUGAAAGAACUGCAGUGAAUGAAUCAAUUACAGUAUACAGCACUGUACAAACUUGGUACAACUUGUAUAGUUUGAUUGAAAUAAGAAUUAAUAAAAUAACUACUGUGUUAUUUUUACGAAAAGAAUCCAACCACAAACUGCACAAACUGUUGACUAUACUUUUAGUUAUUGGCUUGUACUGUCUAAUUUGUCGGCUUAAAUAGCAAAAGUUAAGAAAUGUACAUUAUACAGAAUUAACUCAGAGAACAAAAACAAUAAUAAACAACUUAGUUUCACAUAGAAAUCAAGCAUUGUCGAUUGUUUUGCAUGUAAAAAUAUGCGGUUUGAAAGUUCUGCUGACAAGCUUGUUAUCCCGAAUAACCUGAGCUUUUAAAGCCAAUUGAACGAGAACACAUUUUUCACUUCUCACUCAUUAUGAACUGACACUGUAACCAGCUGCACUUGGCAGUUGCAAAUGAAUGAAUGAAUGAUCCGUUGUCAGUCACUAGUCUUUUUAAUAGUUUUUAUCCCUUCGGUACUAGUAAUAAGUGUCAAGUUACGAGUAAAGCGUGGUGUCAGAUAAAAAAAUUAAAAGAGACAGGAUGCAUAUAUAUUAUAUGAAGAAAAUUCCGGACCAAGGCUGUUUGUUGAAUUAAGAGAAGGUGUCGAGUUAUCCACCAGUCGAGUUAACAAAGGUUGACUAUAUAUAUAUAUAUAUAUAUAUAUAUAUAUAUAUAUAUAUAUAUAUAUAUAUAUAUAUAUAUAUAUAUACACAUAUAUAUAUAUAGUAAAUAUGGACUGGAGAGGAGGCGUACAGUGGGAAGCUAUGGCCACCGAGGGAAGAACUGUAGUUACCAACAGGGGACUAUAAUGCCCAAACUUUUGUUUGAAUUUUAGGAAGUCAGAAAACACUGAAAGUGAAGUUUUUAUGAUGAUUUUAGUGUUUGCAGCACCUUUGUUUUAUAGUAUAUUUUGUAAUUAAUUUUAUGUUGUCCAUUUUGCUUUGUUGUAUAAAGAGAGGAAGGAUGUUAUGCCUGAUGACGUAAUUCGAGGGAGUUUAUAAAAAACCUAUUGACCGUAAGCCGCGUCAUGGGGGCAAUAGUUUAAUCUAUUUUUGGUCAUGUGAUGAGGUUUUAACCAAUAAUAUGCCAGCAUUUCUAAAGACGGAUUCAUAUUCAUAUAUAUAUAUAUAUAUAUAUAUAUAAGAUGCACCAAAUCCAAGUUUUUGGGAUUCGGCCGAAUACCGAAUCCAUCUCAAAACUGAAGGAAACGGUUGAAUGAAAAGUAGACUGGGAAGGGACGUGCAAUCUAUUGUUUUGAGACUUUUAGUUCAUAGUAUUUUUAUUACCGAAUGGAAAUAUAUCCCUGAAUAAGAUUUCAGUUUGAAACUUACAAUUUACCGCUAGCCCCCUCCCCCCACAACAGAAACAGCAAAAAAAUACAAAACCAUUUACUUUACCUUUACAAGAGAGCUGCAUCUUUGCCAUAACCCACUAUUUUCUUUAAUGAUGUUUCAACCUGUGUAACCUGAUCUGAGAGCUAUGAGGAAAAAAUUACUGUGAUGAGUGACCUGAAUCUCCCUGCGAAAUAAAACCCACAUUGAUUUAAAUGCACCGGGUGUGUAUCACAUAUCAAAUAGGCUACAAAAUAGUUUAAAAAUUAUUUUAAUAAAAUACAACAGUUCCCAAAUGGUUUAACUUGUAUUGGCACACUGCAGUAACGUAAAAUGUAAUUUACUAAAGCAUAUUGUUCAACAACGUCUUGCACAUCUGACAGUUGUAAAGUUACAAAAAAUAUAUUUCUGUGCACUGAUUUUUUUUUUUCUCUCAGUAUGAUCUCUAGAACACGCCUCAGACAAAGCAACAAAGCACAAAAGUCUACAACAGUUUGCCGUUACUAUAUAUUACAGGUUUACUGCAUAACUUUACUCCAUGAAAAGUGUGAUGUGAAUGUGCUGUUGCAUACGGGGGUAUGGUUGCAUUCAGCAGCUGUGUGACGUGUUUAUAUAUAUAUAUUGGGGACCAGGAAAAAUAUAUCUGAUAUCUGUGUAAAGUAGCUACUUUUUCUCUUCAAUGUAAAUUUAAGAUAAUGUGGGUCAGAAAAAAAAAAAAAAACUACUUAUCUUGCUAUGACGGUAAUAAUUAAAACUGGUUUUAAUGGAUCCAUGGCAGUAAUAUCUGUACAACUUAGAACCAAGUACAGUGCUUCCCCUUUCUAAUGUAAUAGUCAAGAGCCAUAGUUACAAGACCGUGCUUUUUACAUUCUGGGGAAGAGGGUCAGGACAAGAGAAAGGCUUAUAGAUAAGAGCCUCGCUGAGGCUAAAGCGCACAAGCUGUGAAAGAACAGGUGUGGCCGGGGGUCCCCUCUGACCUAUGAGGAACCUGGGCAGCGUAGCCAGGCCUGGCCUGGGGAGUGAGACUCACUUCCCCCCCCCCCCCAAAGGAUGGACCCCCGGCUCCCCCCAGCCACACCCAUGGGACAGGAAAAAGAAAAGACUGCAUGCCGCACACAUAAACGCAAGCUGGUAAACAGAAGGACAUGGAGAGGUUAGUAGGGACAUGCUAUGGAUUGGAGGCCGUCCACUCUGUGGAGAGGAAACCCCCCCCCCCCCCAAGAGUGAGCAAACUGGUGGACCUGGCAGAGAGGGUGCCCCACUCCAGGCAUGCUAACCAAGGAUUGUUGGGCGGCUGCAAUGUCCAGUGAAGAAGUUCUAAUGUAGGUCUCUACAGCAGAAGAAGUCCUAUGUCCCAGGGAUUUGAUUAACCCCUGCUCGUGCAGCCAAGGUGGCAGCUCCAAUCCGGAAGGAAUGAGGAGAAUAGGACUGAAAGGAAGUCCAGCUCUUGACAGGAGAGGAGAAGUGGGAAGAGAACCAGUGUCUGGAGAUAAUAGUCCUUGAGUGGUCCGAAAAGAGAGAAUCUGAGGGAAGGGAUCUUGGCAGCGAGAUAUCUGGUUAAAGCUGAGCUGGGGCAGAGAGAGGAGUGAAUCUUUGAUAGCUGGACGAACUGACCUCUAUGGAGUUGAUCCAUCUUGGAGGACCUCAGGAGAAGAAUUAAAUGACAACCGGGAACCUGGGAUAGGUUCGAGUGUCGCAAGCCAAGCGCUAGAAAGCUGGUUGGAGAAGGAACAGAGAACUCCAAACAGCGGCGGAAGCUGAUGAAAGCACAUAGGCACAGUACCGCCAUGGUGAAGUCAUCUGACAGAUUGAAGCAGCCGUUCAUGAGCAUAGAGAUCAGAAGUCGAAGGAUGUCCAAGGAGAUUGUUAGCCUGGAAGGUGCCGCUGUUUCCAUAAGAGUCCUUUCCAUGCCGCGGAGAGUCAGGCGGAUAGCCGGGACGGGCAGGAGCUGCGGUGCAGAGAUGGACAGAAGAUGGAACUGAUGUUGAAUGCCGGAGACGUAGGAUCUGAUAGAUGAAGGGAGGAGGUUCAAGGAGACCUGUAGGUAGGUAAUGAAUGCGAGGAAGUGGUCCAGGUUGAAGACUGAAUAUGAGAUCCGGUUCUGGUUGGAGAAUAGGAGGAAUGUUGAACAGGAGGCAGACCGGGUGGAAGGAGCUAAAGCCUCAGACAUGAACUGUCGUGCUGUGCGGAGGAGACCAGCGAGGGUAGGGUUCAGACGGCGUGAGGGUCUUAAGUGGCAGAGCAGAGAUUGCUGCAUAUGAAGGAGGAAGCCGUCAGGGAGGAGAGGCCGGUGGAGAAGCCAUGCUGGAGGCCGUCCAGGAGAUGGUUGACGAAGUGCCGGUCCAGAUGAAGGCAGAGAGCGUCAGUAAUGGCAGAGAUGUUAAUGGGAGUGAACACUGAAAGGGCUGAUUGUCAUUUCUUUUUGCAUUGCAGGGGACAGAUGAAUUUUGAGUGUGCGUCCCUGCAGAAGAGGGUUUUUUUAAAAACCUUUUAUUCUUUUUUAAAUAAUCCGUUCCUUUCUACCUUGAUUUUUUUUGGAAACAUGAAAUGCAGCAAACAAACUCACGAGUCUGUAGAUCUCUUGUACAAACACAAAAUGAAAGACAAGAGCAGGAAGUAGUACACAGCUUAAAUAGAGAGAGAUCGACAGAUGGAACAGCCAGAGGGGAUCCCUGGCAUCGCACAAACCCCGCCCAGAAACCGACAAGACGUGCACGAUGCCAGCUAUUGGAAGCAACUCGGAUGACAGAGAGCAGGCUGAGUCAUCCCCACCUGGAAGCGGAUAUUAAAAUGUGUCUGCUUCUUUCCCCGGGCCGGAUGUGGCCAGAAAAGGCAGGACGGCGCGGUUUCAGGAUAAACUGGCUGAGAAAUAGAGAGAGGAGAGCAGGUGAGUGCCUUCUAUGUCAUCCCCCGAACUAAGCAAAAAAGGCUACAUUUAUUUUCGAAAAAGAAUAAGGUAUAUUAACCCUUUGCGGUCCAUUGUCGGACUGGGUCCGACAUUGCAAUUAUUCCUCACAGGUCCUUUGUCGGACUGGGUCCGACAUCAUUAUAGCAACGCAAUAAACGGGUGUCUAGUCGUUUUUUCUCUGGAAAAAGCCGAGAAAACCAUUAAAUUGCCGAGUGGGAGCGACAGGAGCCGAGACAAGUCGAAAAAAAAAAAAAAGGCGUAUCUCAUGAAUAGUCAUACAUGGUAUCAGGUAUCAGAUAACGGGGGCGGUCUGAAGUAAACAAGUUGGCUGACUGAAUCAGCGCACAGAAAACACAGACAUUUGCAGAGCUUUUUUGAGAUGUUAUAGUAAUAAAAUAAUGACUUGGAUCGCAUUAUUGAGGAGUUUGGUGAUAAAACGAGUGAUCCGGAGAUGAUCGAUCGGUAUGUACGACUAUUAUUAUUAUUAUUAUUAUUUAUUUAUUACAUAGGUGAACGCUAUAGCAAACGAAAGGGUGGGGCGGGGCUGGAGAUGCCUAGUGAGUGCUUUGUUGAUAUGCAGGGCCAUUUAAACCCGUUUGACUGUGAAAAAAAAAUACUUUUAAACAGCGCGUCUAAAAUUAACUGCGCGUGUGAAAAUUAAUUAGACCUGGCGUGCCUGACGCGCGAUUAAUAAAUGGACCACAAAGGGUUAAUGAUGGACAUUGACGAAAUGUUUUUGGUUUCUUUUAAUCACUCGAUCAGUCAUCCUUGACCGUGACGCGCUUGAGUGACUAUGACUGAAGCAUAUGCACUUAAUCACCUAAUUAGUGAGACAGUUGAUUGGAUACUGGAUAUUGAGUGAUUUCAGCUGUUGAAUUGCAAGCUUGAAUAAAAGCAAUAAAAAAAAUCACAGAAAAAAGAAAACAAUGUGCCACGUGUGUCAAGGGAGCAGCGCAUGGACUAGGGCUGGACUAGGGCAGCGUACUGUGGCUCGCCGUCUUGGGUGCUCACAGGCAGCAAUUUCAAACCUGGCGAGAUGGUUUAACCAGACACACUCUGUCAAUGACAGGCCACGAACUGGGAGACCAAGAGUCACAACACCUGCCCAAGAUCGACAGAUCAUUUUGCAGCAUCUUCUGAUGUCAAUUUAUAAUCAGCACAAUAAAAAGUCACUGCACCUGCACUAAAAGAGAGUUUGUCAUUUUUCAAUCACAUCUAAUGAAUUCUAUCUAAAUAUAAGUGAUACGUUUCUUUUGAUGCUUAGUAUAUUAAAGGAUAAUUCCAGUUCAAAUGUACCAAAUUCUUUGUGGGUGGUUAUACAUAAACCACGUGUGAUUGAGAAAAUGGUGCAAGGGCAGGUGAUGUGUGCAUGCAAAUGAACAGCUGUGUAACUCAUGCCCCCACAAGGUGUGAAAAUAUCUGAAGAUGAGCUUUCACGUAAUAAUUUAUUGAAGUUCUUGACUUAAGAGGUUGAGUAACCCCCAGUGAUGCACAAGCUGGAAUGACCUGAAUGUCUUUACCUGUAGGUUGAGAUCAUUGGUUAAUAAUGUAAGGAUUCAUCGCUAAUUUAGAAAUUCCACUCUGGGGGUUAAAGAUCCAGCUAUAAUGAGUUAACCAUAUCAAUAUUAAACUUUUAGUAAUGUCUGAAAUUAAAAACGUAUUAAGCAUUUUACUCUAUAAUUUACUCAUUUUAUUUUUGAAAGGCACAAAAUGCAUAUUAAUGUUAUAAACAAACUGAGUAUACUAAGUAAAAACAGAUUUUAAAUACUUUGAGAAUAGACCCCCUUUCUGCACCAGUCUUAGAGUGAUUGUCUCUAUGUACAGUUUCAACACACUGUAGACAAAGAGAAGGAGAUGUGAUACCUUUUAUUGAACUAAACAAUAAUGAAUCACUAGGUCUCUUCUUCAGGUGAAAGUAGGAUAGAGAGAUUGAUGUUUACAUACUUUCACCUGAAGAAGAGACCUUUGAGGUCUUGAAAGCUUGUAAUGAAUUAUUGUUUAGUUAGUCCAAUAAAAGGAAUCGCAUCUCCUUCUUGUUGUUUAUCAUCUCUCGACUGAUAUGGCUACUACUUCGUCUAUCAACGAUAAUAUUGUAGCAGACUGAAAAAAAGACUCUUUAGCCACACAAAUAUAUUGGUGUGGUAUGUUUUAGGGGUGUUUUUUUAUAGCAGAUUUGGUUUGGUUUUGAUCAGAUGUGAGUGAGGGAAUUGUCUAACAGCACCAUCUGCUGGACAGCACAGCACACUAUCACAAUACAUUACGAUGUGCAGUGGUAUCCAGGUCAUUCUACAGUAAAAGUAUAUCGGUUUUGUUUAUUUGUCUAAAAAGGGUGUGUGGCAGUUAUUUUUAUAGAUGUGACAUUAUAUAUAUAUAUAUAUAUAUAUAUAUAUAUAUAUAUAUAUAUAUAUAUAUAUAUAUAUAUAUAUAUAUAAUGUAGAUGGGCUUCAGUGAGUUACAGGAAAAUAAUCUAGUGUUUAUGGGACAUCAUAAACUACGAGACCGUUAUAUUUUUUAUAACACAUGGAUAUUAGUAUCUGUAAUAAAAAAAGACAAUAAACGGGUGUUUAGGUUCAAAUUGCAAGUGAAUAUAAUGAAUAAUAAUAACGUACAUUAAGUCAAUAUUAAAUCAGCACAUCAGCGCUCUGAAGUACGAUAUUAACGCAUCUAGUGUGCAAUGGAUAGAUGGACGACUUUUUCGGAUGACGGAUGCUAAAUGACGGAACAGAUCCAGUAAGCAAAGGCCUUGAGCCUCAUGAAAUGACUUUUAAUGUGUUCCCCAAAACUAAAGAUUGGUUUAGUUUGAAGCAAGUCAUACCCCUGCUUUACUUGGCAAUAUAUGUCAAUGUUCAGCUUUCUGUGCAUGUUUAUAGUAGUGACGUUGCGUGAAAGCUUUAGGAAUGUAGAGUUUGGGAUAUUCUUUGCCCAGGUUAAGAGUCUUGUUUCUUCUGUGUUUGUGCCUAUACACAGCUGUGUUCUCUAAUUGUAAUUGUAAGUAAACUGUAAUUAAACCCAAGCAGUAAUCCUAACGGAAUAGUGGAGCUACAGUGCCCACACCUUACUUCAGCUCAAGUACAUUGCUUACAUUUAAACAGCACAGUAUGUCCAAGCUUUUUUUGCUUAUCAGUAAAAGCAAAUUGGGUAUGGUUGUUUAUAAGGUAAAUUUCAAUUUACCAAUGAUAAACGUUCAAGUGGUCAACUUUUAAUUUCUGCUUUUACCUUGUGAAUGAUAUUGUGUGCCAGGACAGUUUGUUAAAUAAUGCUAUAUUUUUUGGUUUAAAAAAAAAAAAAAAAAAAAAAAAAGUACAAAAUCUUUCGCUGGUGUGCCUCAUUUCCCAUUGCCCUCUGAGUGCAAAUUACCUCCUACCCAAAGGUUUCUACACCCCAAAGACUGCAGACAUUAGAAAAGGGGGUACACUUGAAAGAGAAGCUCCCUAAAUCAUUUUGCCAUCAUAAAAGUGCCAGUGGCUCGACAAGCUUGAGCCUCAGAACACACUGUAUCCAUAACCCUUCCCUACACUACUUGUUUUCUGUAUUGUACAAUUGUGAUGGUAAAUGUUGUGUAAUUGUCCAGCGUUUGUGUUUCAAUGGGGGAAUCUGGUAGCUGGAGCCUCUCUCUGCUUUGUGUGCAUUAUUGUGACGUUAGUGGUCUGUUAUUCCACUUAGUGCCUCACAUGUGCAUAUAAUAGUUAUAUAUUUAUAUUUGUAUAUUUGUGUACAUUGUAAUUGUUUAUUUUGAAACAGAGUUGUGCUUGUCUAACUAAUGUGUAGUUUUCAGAUUUUGACCAGUGUAAGCGUAUGUUCCUCAAGUUCAGAGCUAAUAUAUUUCUGUAUGUUUUGUUGUUUCUGUAAAACCAACACUUUUCCAACAGACCACAGCUUUGUUUCACAGAUACUGACCAAUUCAAGUUCAUCCUCCGAACAAUUUUUUAUAUUUUGGCAAAAAUGUUAUGUGGAUUAAUGUUUUGUUUUCUCUCUCUUAACUGUAAAAUGUGCACUGAAUGUGUAAAAAUAAAUUCUGGGUUUAUUUUGUUUAGUGUAACAAAUUAGUGUAAAUUGUAUGUGUAACAAGAAUCUGAAAGAAAAAUGUUUAAGAAAAUAUAAACUGGGAAUUUUACUGUC